CCUGCCUGCACACGCGUUGUAUCUUUGUUGUUUUUGUUUUUAUGUCAUGUCAGUGUCAUGAUUCAGUAUCAGUCUGUCAAAGACAAUUUGGUUAGGAAAUAGUAACAAAUAGUAACAAAUAGUUCAUGGAAUGGACAUAAACGUGGAAACCGAAUUACUUAUAAAAGCUGUAGAAAAACAACCAGCUAUAUGGAAUCCUUCUUGUGACAUGUACCAUGAUCGACUUGCGAAGAGAGCUUCUUGGGAACUUAUUUAUGAGGAGCUCUUUGAGGGUUAUAAGAAGAGGCCACAGAGAGAGAGAAUUGAAAUAGGAAGAAAAAUAAGCAAGCGAUGGAAGAAUAUAAUAGAUAACUAUAGAAGAUGUGAGAGAAAAGCGGAAAGGUUAGGUGAAGGUGAUGCUAAACGCUACUUGUAUUCACGACAUCUAUCUUUCCUGAGGGGGGCAACAGAUUUUGCUCAUGCAGAGGACGAAGAAAAAGAAGUGAAAACUACAGAUGACGGUGGUAACACUGCUGCAGAUGAAGCUGCUGAAGAAAUACACUCAUAUGGUCAACAGUUUGCUGCUGGUGAGGCUACCAACUCUGAUAGGAUACCACCGGUAAAACGUCAAAGGAUCUUCGAAAUAAAUCGGAAUAAUUACACAAACAGGCCAACACCUCCGCCACCACCUCCACCCCUACGUGUUCAUGCUCCAGUAGCCUUUCAAGCUCCAAUAGAAACAGAUGAUGAUCGGUCGUUUUUUGACUCUCUAAUUCCUGCUGUAAAAACGUUGUCACUUGAUAGUAAACUACAGUUCAGAUGUGAGGUGAUGCGAUUGGUCAGUCAUUUCCGAACACUUGAAAGUAAACAGAACAAUUCCAAAACCCUACUUCAACACCUAACGACACCUUCCUCUGAAAGCCACCUUACAAGGUCGGACACAUUGCUAAAACAAUGUGAUUUCUCAGAUAGUUUGAUCGGCGAAGGAACUGUUUGACGGCUGUUAAAACUGUGAAAAUGGACUGGAUCGAUUUUGUUUUGCGCAAACUACACAUGUUUGACAAUCUAACCGGGGAUGAAAGUAUUGUGCAAACAUGAGAGCAGUCUACGCCUUUCUUUUCUAUUAAAUAUGUGCAAUUAGGUGAGAUAUAGACUCACCACUGCACCUGCGUUACAAGAUCUCUAGAAAUUUGUGACACUUUGAUAACCGUGCAAGUGUUGUCAAAUUCAUGAAUGCGUAGAGUACAAGUCUUCUUUACUUUUAAAUUACGCAACUUAUAGAUCAUGAUCUCGGAAAAUCUAGGAAUUUAAGUGAAUUCACCUCACUUAUUUUUGUACAGAAAACAGUUUUGUGCUAAUAAGCCUGCUGUUUCUAAAUUUUUAUUGCUUUUUUAUGUAAAUGAAUAAAUUCAAAAAACAUAAAUUAGGUUGCCUAGUUAUCCUGGAAUCAAUAUGAUUCCCUUUAAGUUACCAAAAAGAACCAUGAUUGUAUAAUUACUGUUAUCAUUGUUACAACUCAAUGUGUCACCACAGAGCAAUUUGAUUCAUGUAAUACAUUAAAAAAUAAUAUUUCUUCAAUCUUUCAAAACAUAAAUUAAUUCAUAUCUCACUUUUCUUAGUUUUUUCUACAAUAUCAGUAUUGUAGAGACUAGAAAUGAAAUUCUAUAAUAAAAGUUCAUUCCAACUAUGUUUUAUUAAUAAUUAUUAAUAUAUUUUACUUCCUUCAGGACAGGUCACCAAGUAUACUGUAAUAUUUUUUCUAAUUUUCAUCUUCAAAAUAGGAAAUUUAUUGAAAUUAUACAGUAUUAUUAAUCUAAAUACAUAUAUUUAUAUUACCUAUAAAAGAAAUUGAUGCUUUAUAUAGUUUCAAUAUGGGCUGACGUUGCUCGAACAGGCGUUGGUACAAGUCAAGUUUGCGCAAAUUGUUUGUCCGUAGAUUGGGCGUUAACAACAAUUUAGUACAGUAGGGGUAUUACUGUGUAAUGACCUUAUUGAUGUUUUAACUUUUUUCUAGUGUUUUCAAUGUCAUGUUGUUGUUUAAACUCUCAUAAUAAAAGACUUAUUAUAAUACAGCUUUAUUUUUCCUAGACAUCUUACAACCCAACGAUUAUAAAACGCUUAUUGCUCUACUUCUUCAAGUAUAAUUUGAAUAUUUUAAAUUCCUAAUUUUUAAAUAUAUAUAGAACAACUCUCUGAGGGAUAACUACUAUCAGUUGUCAGUAAUUGAAGAAAGUGACUUAAAAACAUAAAUAUUAUGGAAUAUGAAAGAAAAAGUGCAAAUUUUUUUACAAUAAAGAACAUAUUAAUAUAAUAACUUAUGACAUAUGCGUUAUAUAUGUUUAUAUAAUAUAGCAUCUAAUUUUUGUUGUUUAUAUGCAAUGCAUUCUGUGACACGAGUAAUGAUAGAAUUAGUCAUGUCGACUUUUUUGUGUGAUAUGUUUUACAUCUGGAAAUUUACAACUGACGAGUAUACCUCAUGAAGCUCUUAUGUAUUUAUCUAGAAAAUAAAAUUUAGAUUGUUGAAA
This is a messenger RNA of Nilaparvata lugens (brown planthopper), 2504 nucleotides long. RefSeq lists its product as uncharacterized. Gene Ontology annotation, molecular function: DNA binding. The record is from RefSeq and is a predicted model, not a curated record. Bases 131 to 976 code for a protein of 281 amino acids. Lineage: Eukaryota; Metazoa; Arthropoda; Insecta; Hemiptera; Delphacidae. Gene Ontology annotation, biological process: regulation of transcription by RNA polymerase II. Gene Ontology annotation, cellular component: nucleus; transcription regulator complex. The transcript is spliced from 3 exons.